This is a messenger RNA of Oryza sativa Japonica Group (Japanese rice), 1295 nucleotides long. RefSeq lists its product as uncharacterized. NCBI's taxonomy places the organism in Eukaryota, Viridiplantae, Streptophyta, Magnoliopsida, Poales, Poaceae. The record is from RefSeq and is a predicted model, not a curated record.
AAUUUAAACCCAAAUAAGAAACAAUUCUGGUUUUUCGAAUUCUGAAUAAAACAUUUUUUGAAUUUCAUUAUCUUUAAAAAAUGUUUGAAAAAUUAAUUUUGUUUUCAAAUUUGAUGUUAAUAAUAAUGCCCCUUUUUGAUUUUUAGAUUAAGCUUUUUUUGUAACGAGACUUAUGCUUUUAAAUUAGAAAGCAUAAAGUACAAGCGAAGGGCAAUAUAGUCAUUUUGGGAGAAUUCUAAUGGUCAAUUUAGAGUCAACUCACAACAUGGGUAUAAAAGUGAUCAAAAUAAAAACUCAAGGGCAUACAGAGGAUGAGGCAAAAUUCAGGGGCACGUAAAGGAUUAAGCGAAAACCCAUGUCUCUAAAAUAUGUGACCUCCUAUCAUGUCCAUGUCUCUAAAAUAUGUGACCUCCUAUCAUGUUGAAUUAUCCACACACCUCAGUAUACUUCUCAGGAUUACCACUUGAAUAGGAUAAGGUUAAACAACCACAAAGAAUAGCUAUCAGGUCAUUGUCAAGAUCCAUUAUCCACUCAACAGUAUCUGUAAGCCAAUAAAUUCCAUGAAGAAAAUCAAUAAUUCAUUCUUGAUCAGUUGGUCUUAUCCUGUCCCACAAAAAGGAUAGGAGAAGCAACCCAUCACAAUCCAUCUUUUAUAAGCCAAGCCGGGAUGAUGUCUGAAUAAGUCUAAUCAGUCGCAUUGCAUAGAAGAAGAAUAGAAGCAUUUGAAGCCUCCUCCUCCAGGUUGCAGCAAAAGCACAGGAAGCAGCGAGAUGGAAGGCAAGAGCCGGCGACCGGAGAUAACCGUCGUGCCGGCGGCAGGCGGCGGCGCCGCCGCCGCCGUUGAUGCGGUGAAGGCGGCGAACAAGGAGCCCAUCAGCCCGGGCUCGCCGUCCCUGGCGAGCGGCGCCGGCAAGGAGAGCCUGAGCCGCCAUGAGGCCGCCGUCGUGUCCCUGCCCGCGUGGAAGCUCGACGCGCUCUGCCAGGAGUCCGGCUCGUCGCCGGCGGUGAUGAGGGCGCGCUUCCCCUACUUCUGAAUUUCUGAAUUUCUGAUGAAGCCAUGAGCUUUUUGCCAUCUUCGUACGUGUGUGUGUGUGUGUGUGUGUGAUUGUAACUGUGUUGUUCAUGGCUGAGUAAAGAAUUAUACUUCCUACAAGCGGCUGUGAUGUAUAUGUGAGCUGCUUUAGCUGACGCGUUCAUCUUUGGACGCUGUAAAAACUAAAAACUGCCAGUUUUUCAUGUAGCAUCAUUGGAAAAACAUAGCCAUCUGUUUGCGUUGAAGUUUGGUUUGAUUCUCA